CUUCCCAAAAAUCCCUCUGUUCAGGAGAUUACCUAAAGCAAGAAUACCCUUUUGUUUUCCCACCUCCAGCGAGCAGAAUCGAUCUUCUUUUCAAACUAAACUCGAAAAUCAACCAGCAAAAGACCCCCCUCUCCUCAGAAUUUCCUUCUUCUGCUCUCAAAAACUCAGACGAGACUCCCCAGCAAACAGACCCAAAAUCAACCCAAAACCAACCCCUCAAUCAAACUUCAAAAACUCUCCAACCCCCGAAACCCAGAACAAUGACUCCCAAAUCAAACUCCAAAAUCAGAAACCCCGGCCUCAAUACCAGAAGAAAUCCCCUUCCAGCUCCGAAAAUCGACCAGAAAAACCCCUUCUAUUGCUCUCGAAGCUCAGCCGAAACUCCCCAACAAAACAGACCUAAAAUCAACCAACCAUCCCCCCCUUUCAAUCUGAUUUUUCUCUAUAUAUAUACCCGAAUAAAAGAUAAAAAUAAAGAAAAAAAUAAUAAAAAAGCCUUGCUCUGUCAAUCAAUAAUAAUGCUAAUUUGUCUGGAGCUGCUGUAGCGUGCAGAGGCAGAGCAGCAGGGGUGCAGCAAGGCUCGGUGCAGGGUCAUGAUGCUGGCACAGAGUGCAGGCGUGCAAGCAACGUGGGUUCGGCGCCGCAGGCGGCAAGGGGAUCUGGUGCAGCAGAGGAUCCGGCUUUUUGGCAGAAGCAGGAGUGCAGGUGUAGCAGAGUGCAAGGCACGGGCGUGCAGGAGCGCAGGGGCGCAGGCUCGGUGCAGUAGGGGGCGCAGAGAAAGGAAAUCUGGGUCUGAUCGGGGGUGCGGGCUCGGUGCAGCAGGGGCGCAGGGGCGCAAAGGGGAAAGUGCAGGCGCAGGGCGCAGGCUGGUUCGGGGAAAAAAAACAGAUUGAUCGGGAAAGAGAAGGUUCCAGACACCUUUUCCUUUUUCUCUUUUUGUUCUUUUCUUUCUUUUUUUUUUGGGUUUGGAUAAUUUAGUGGGUUUUGGUUGGGUUUGGGUCUUGGGUAAUUUUUGGUUUGGGUUUUGAUGGGUUUUGGGUUUGAGUUUUUUCUGGGUAAUUUUGGUUUGGGUUUGAUGGGUUUUGGGUUUGGGUUUGUAAAUUCAUUUUGAUGAACUUCACCCCUCUAACUUUUAAUUUCUUCAAUUGAGUCCCUUCUUUCUUCUUCUUGACAAAUUUCCCUAGUCAACAUCAAUUAACAAAUAGUCAAUAGAUUG
This is a messenger RNA of Rubroshorea leprosula, 1216 nucleotides long. Lineage: Eukaryota; Viridiplantae; Streptophyta; Magnoliopsida; Malvales; Dipterocarpaceae. The record is from the annotation of a GenBank genome assembly.